Diospyros lotus (date-plum) is the source of this 1733-nucleotide messenger RNA. RefSeq lists its product as uncharacterized. NCBI's taxonomy places the organism in Eukaryota, Viridiplantae, Streptophyta, Magnoliopsida, Ericales, Ebenaceae. The record is from RefSeq and is a predicted model, not a curated record. The coding region runs from base 221 to 1294 and encodes 357 amino acids. The transcript has 5 exons. Gene Ontology annotation, cellular component: chloroplast.
GCAACCAAAGCAAACAAAGAAGUCUCUCUCUCUCUCUCUCUCCUCCUAAAGCCCAUUACCUCAGAAUUUCCGAAUACCUCUGUUUUCCUAAAUUUGUCUUGAGAAAUUCGCCAUAUGGGCGCCCCUAAAUUCCCUCCAAAUGAAAUGGGUUCUCCAUAAAAGCAACUCAAGAACACUUCUCUAGUCUCUUUCCUGGUCUUUUCUGUGAACUUAAGCAGCUAUGGCGGUCAGAACUGCUUCAUUUUCUUGCGUCACGACCUCACUUUCUUCUCCACUUCAAUACAGAAAAAGUUCGCAGAUCAGCUUAUCAAAGAUAUUGUUUGACAGGCAGCCAUUUGAUGCAAUGCAGCUAAGAAAUGCUAAAGUGUUGAAGGCAAAAGAUCUGUCUCCUAGCAGAAGAUAUAUCCUCUAUGCCACCUCUGAAGAUCAGUUCUUAUCCAGUGAGCUUGAACCAGGUGCCUUGCAAGAAGAAAACAGCAAUCCUCUAUCUGAAGAUAUGUCCCCUGUAAACAGUUCAUAUGCUCAUGCUGAGGGACUUGGAGGAAGGCCAGGUUUAAUCACAUUCUAUAAUCGUUCUCAUCAUGGAGAAGAGGAAACCCUUUUGUUCAUCCCGAAAAGGAAUCAGAAUGAUGUGCUCUGGUUUGUUGGGCCAGCUGUUCUUGUAGCCUCUUUUGUUUUUCCGUCACUUUAUUUGCGGAGGAUUCUGUCUGCUAUAUUUGAGGAUUCCCUGUUAACAGAUUUCCUUAUAUUGUUCUUCACAGAGGCUCUCUUUUAUUGUGGGGUCGCCGUGUUCCUUCUGCUGGUAGACCAUCUACAAAGGCCAAAUGUUCCAGUUUCUGCUGCAUAUAACAGAAACUGGAACUCUCAGUUGGGGCAUCGGAUCUCUUCAGUUGCUGUCUUAGUACUCAGUCUCAUAAUUCCACUAGUGACAAUGGGCUUUGUCUGGCCUUGGACUGGCCCGGCUGCUUCAGCUACUCUAGCCCCAUACCUUGUUGGUAUAGUCGUGCAGUUUGCAUUUGAGCAAUAUUCAAGGUAUACGAAGUCACCUUCGUGGCCUGUCAUUCCCAUUAUCUUUCAGGUUUACAGAUUGCACCAAUUGAACCGAGCAGCACAGCUGGUGACAGCCCUCUCAUUCACAGUUAGAGGAGCCGAGAUGACAUCCCACAACUUGGCGAUCAACAGUUCAUUGGGUACCCUUCUGAACGUCCUCCAGUUCCUUGGCGUGAUCUGUAUCUGGUCGCUCUCCAGCUUCCUCACGAGGUUCUUCCCUUCUGCCACCAUAGCCGAGCGAUGACAUUUGGCCUCACUGUCAUCUCACCUUCUUGUAAGGGCCCUGCUCCUUGGUCUAGUUUUGAGUUACCUGAAACGUAUGGUGCAUGGAUCUUGACUGCAGUUGGCUUAGCCUUUCUUGCUCCUCUAUGGCCUGGCUUUCUCCAUGGCAUUUGUCAAAGCUCUUUCUCUCUCUCUCUCUGCCUUUAUAUAUGCAAAAUAGGGAAGAAUAAAUGUUGAGUUGGUUGAUGCUUUGAUGUUUCUCACAUUGGCAUAUACUGCUCAACCCUAAGAGGUUUGAUCUUUUGGCAGAACCAGAGGGGGCUUCUUGUUAGUGCCAUGUUAGCUAUCUUUCUCUUCUUCUUCUUCUUCUUCGGCCAAUCGGGACAAAAUUACCAUUUUGCCCCUGAACAUUGUGAAUGGAUUUAUAAAUUUUUUAAAUGGAUUAAAAUGACUUUACAGCA